Molecule: messenger RNA, 1683 nt
Organism: Populus nigra (black poplar)
Lineage: Eukaryota; Viridiplantae; Streptophyta; Magnoliopsida; Malpighiales; Salicaceae
Product: pectinesterase-like
Exons: 2
Coding region: 1-1683 (560 amino acids)
Biological process (GO): cell wall modification
Molecular function (GO): pectinesterase inhibitor activity; pectinesterase activity
Source: RefSeq, a predicted model, not a curated record
AUGUUGCGAAAAGUAGUUAUUUCUGCUAUUUCCCUCUUUCUUAUUGUCGGUGCUGUCAUUGGGGUGGUGGCUCUAGUGCAACCCCAUCAGAAGGGAUCCGAUGGAGAAAACGAAACAGGAAACAUAUCUGCAUCAAUGAAGAUCGCUAAUCAGCUAUGUCAACCGUCAGAUUACAAGGAGGCGUGCACCAAGACCCUCAGCUCUGUGAACAGCACCGAUCCUAAGGAAUUUGUCAAGCAUGCUAUAUUAGCUGCCUCAGAUGCUGUGAAGAAAUCAUUCAACUUCUCCGAGGAAUUGAUCGUCAAGGCCAGUCAAGAUAAGCGCGAGAAAAUGGCCUUGGACGAUUGCCAGGAGUUGUUGGACUAUGCCGUUCAAGAGCUUCAGGCAUCAAUGUCAAUGGUGGGAGAUAGUGAUUUGCACACCACAAAUAACCGAGUUGCAGAGUUACAAAGUUGGUUGAGCGCUGUCCUUGCAUAUCAAGAAACAUGCGUGGACGGGUUCGAUGAUAAGAGCCCCAUCAAGCCUAUCAUUCAACAAGGUUUCGUUAAUGCUAGCCAGCUCACAGAUAACGUUCUGGCUAUCAUCUCUGGCUUGUCAGACUUCCUCAAAUCCAUGGGCCUCCAGUUUAACAUUCCUUCCAACUCUCGUCGCCUUCUUGCCGAGGAUGGAUUUCCCACCUGGUUCUCUGGGGCUGAUCGUAAGCUUUUGGCUGCACAAGACAAUGGUAAGGUUAAACCAAAUGCGGUUGUGGCUCAGGAUGGUAGUGGACAAUUCAAGACCAUCAGUGCAGCCAUUGCUGCAUAUCCCAAUAAACUCAAGGGACGAUAUAUUAUCUAUGUUAAGGCUGGAACUUAUCGCGAGUAUGUUACUAUUGACAAGAAGAAACCCAAUGUGUUCAUCUAUGGUGAUGGACCCAGGAAGACCAUCGUCACCGGAAGCAAGAGCUUUGCCAAGGAUGGUUUAGGCACAUGGAAGACCGCUACUUUUGUGGCUGAAGCGGAUGGGUUCAUUGCCAAGUCGAUCGGAUUCCAAAACACUGCUGGUCCUGACGGGCACCAGGCCGUGGCACUUCGUGUAAGUUCUGAUAUGUCAGCAUUCCUCAACUGCAGGAUGGACGGGUAUCAAGACACGUUGUUGUACCAAGCCAAGCGUCAAUUCUACCGCAACUGUGUUAUUUCUGGCACAGUUGAUUUCAUCUUCGGUUAUGGCGCUGCUGUGAUCCAAAACUCCUUGAUUGUCGUCCGAAGACCUAAUGCUAACCAGCAGAACUCAGUGACUGCAGACGGCAGGAAAGAGAAUCAUGCCACCACCGGUUUGGUCAUCCACAACUGCAGGAUUGUCCCUGAGCAGAAGCUAGUUGCUGAUAGGUUCAAGAUCCCAACAUACCUCGGCAGGCCAUGGAAGCCAUUCUCCAGGACUGUUGUCAUGGAAUCAGAAUUGGCAGAUUUUAUUCAGCCUGCGGGGUGGAUGCCAUGGGCCGGAAGCUUACAUCUUGACACUUUGUACUAUGCAGAGUAUGCCAACAGAGGCGCUGGUGCAAAUACCAACAAGAGGGUGAACUGGAAAACUUUCCAUGUCAUUAACAGGAACGAGGCUCUUCGAUUCACCGCUGGCCAAUUCCUUCAGGGCGCUGCUUGGAUUAAAAAUGCUGGAGUGCCUGUCUUGCUUGGCCUAAAACGAUGA